Messenger RNA from Eufriesea mexicana, 2055 nucleotides. RefSeq lists its product as uncharacterized. Bases 1 to 2055 code for a protein of 684 amino acids. Lineage: Eukaryota; Metazoa; Arthropoda; Insecta; Hymenoptera; Apidae. The transcript is spliced from 3 exons. The record is from RefSeq and is a predicted model, not a curated record.
AUGCUCAGACCCGACAUCGACGAUGACGUCUCGAAGGUAUCCGAUUCGAAGAUGGACGAUCAGGUGGAUGACAAAUUGCCGAUUUUGCCGCCGAUAAUUCUGUUGGACUUUGGCAACGGUACGGACGACGAAAAUGUCACUUCCGAGGAAAAGUCGAAGCGUACGGUGAACAACGGCCUCGGUUAUGGUCUGGACAAGAACGCCGUGCAAAUGAGGAAAUAUAAUUACUACUUCCCGGCGGGAAAGACGGGAACAACGGUCAGCAUAGAAGAAUCCAUCAGCCCAUUUUUGCCAAAAACGAUAAUCGAGAGGGUACUGCCUGCCAAUUCAAAGCGACAGUUCGAUAUACGAGAAAACCCUUUCGCCAUGUCGUUCUCUGACAUUAAUCUGCAAAGUCAGACUCAAACGGAUCUUCGAUAUUCGAACGUUGCUCAGUCAACGAAACCCCAGUCCGUGUUCGGGUUACGGACGAAGCCGCAAAAAGCCGCUGCAAGUUCCGAAUCGUAUCAAAACUUCUUUACCACAUCGAGAACGCCAGUCAGUUCGUUCGUCAUUCAAAAUUCGGGAUAUAGGAACAACGAUGUCUCAACUACGAUGCAAUCACCUUUGGCUGCUAGCGUCACAGAGACAGUCACAUAUGUAACUCCUAGUCCGGAGAACUUUGCGAAUUCACAGAGGAGUUCGUUAAACUAUGUUACGGCAGAGCCAUUCCAGUACAAUCGAAACUCGCAGACUUAUACAGGCCAGAGGCAGAAUAUUCAAUCCAAUAUCAAUUCCCAUGGUUUCGGAUCCGUCUCUCACAGCGUCGAGUCCUCUACGCUCAGUCCACUAAACUACAAUUCUAAUUUUCCAACCGCUGGCUCGUCGUUCUCCAAUGGUCCAAAGUACACUUUGGAAGAUGGAAUCCGUUACGAGAAGAAAGUUUUUUGGAAGUAUCCGGACGGUAGAGUAUCCGACAUGCCACCUCGAACUUUUGAAACUUAUUCCGAAUAUCCGCAAUCCUUGACGCAGCAGCCCACCAAAUCCCAGGCUGCUCAUUCGAUCUAUGAGAGCAGCUCUACGGAAAAUAGUAUUCUUUCGCAAGGGCCGGUGCAAUUUCCCAUAGUUCCCGAUCCGACCGGACGAGAGCCAAACCCAUUCGUUUCCGCCGAAUCCUUGUCGUCGAGUUUACCCCAGCAACAAGUGUACCGGCUCGGUUAUCAGAAUUUAGUGACCCAGCGACAAAAUGUAAACCUGGCGCAACAACGAAAACCCAGCGGUAAUGUGGCACCGCCUUACUCUUUCUCGUCUUCGCUCUCAUCCGGGAAAACGAGACCUAGCCCGAGCGGUUCCAAGAUCAACUCGCGAUAUCAGCGACCACCGUCCAGGUACAUGACGAACAGCGCGAAUCCGGAAUACACGUCCACCUACUCGCCGGAAUCGGUCCUAAAUGUCACCACGUCUGGCGACGCCAUCUUCGGUUCCUCCACCGAACCAAAGAAGCACGGCUUCAACAACAACGACCUAAACAGCUACUCCGAUCUUCGAUAUUCGGAUCUACUGAGUUACAACCCGUCCAUCUCCGAGUACAUCCGAAAUCCUUCGUCCAUUCUCAACGUUCGUCCGACGUUCGUGCAAGCCGGGAACUCUUUGAUACCGGUGAUUAUACUCAGAGUGGACGGCGCCUCGCCUAUUCAAACCAAAGCCACGCAGAACAUUAAUUUAAAAGCUCUGCUGCAACAGUACCUGGUGCAGUACGCGAAGAGCAUUCAAGAAUUGGCUCAACCGUCCACGUACGUCCUCGGAACGGAAAGCUUCUCGAAGCGUCCGGCCUUCGAACCCAACAAGAGUCCUGUUCUGGAUUUGAUUCGACUGACGCAGGAUGACGCACGAGAGACACCAAGCUACGAUUCAAAUUCGUACAUAGGCAAAUCGAGUUACGAAGCGAGCGGCUUGGACAAUUCGAAAGACUUCGUUAGCGGCCAGUACGCGGAACGUCCGAGCGGCCGGCAGAAAACGAAAAGCGUUCAGAUCAUAGAGGAUCCGAGAUUCCCCGCGUACAAGGCUAAGAAUUAA